AUGUCUACCACCACAACAGCCUUAGAACAGUCAUCUCUCACGUGGAAUGACCUGCCUUCCGAAGUCAUACUCGACACCAUUGCCAGCAUUGACUUCGAUUGCGAGACUCUAAGGAACCUCAUGCUAGUGAACAAACGCACAUACAACAUCGUCACCACCUACGAAUCCUCUCUAUGCGCCGGAUUCGCCAAGAACCAGCUCCGUUCCACGAUACCCCGGUUCCCGGACAUCAUUCGGCCAGGCAGCCGGUAUUAUACCCGAAAGUAUGGGUUCGAGAUGCUCGCCCAGAUCCACCACCGCUCAAAAACAGCCUCGGAGCUGUACCGACGCGUGAUUGAAAACGACGGCUGCUGGGUCGACGGCUGGUACAAGCUCUUCGAGAGCGGGAUACUGCUGCUCUUCCGGCUGCAAGAACACGUGACGCACAAUGCCAAAAUCAACUUCAUCUACUCGCUGCCGCCCAAUUCGCUCGCGGCUCUCUUCAUCGCCAUCACGCAGAGCCUCAAGGCGUGCGAAAACGCCGGCGGCGGCAUGAUCCACCGCGACCGGCAGCCGGCCGACCCCCUCGACCGCAGCAUGCUGCACCUCGUCUUCGAGGACCUGGUGCUGCAGCGCGGCCCGCAGUUUGUCCUAGAUACCCUCACGCACGCCCCACCCGCGUCAGCGCUCCUCCGCCACCUCUACGCCAACCUCGACGCCGUUCAGCGUCCCGACGCGCUCGGCAACCCUCCGCUGAAGAGCCUCGUCUCGCAGCUGCGCACCGCGCUGGCGAACCAGACCGGCUGCGCCAUCAACGGCUGCCUCGCUACCGUGCUGUGCAUGGCGAGUGCGCGCCCGCUGGCCGACCUCGACGAAAACGGCUUGCUGGAUGUGGUGUGCGGGCCUGAGCGUAUUCGGUGGUAUGAUGAUGAUGAUGAUGAUGAUGAUGAUGAUGAUGAUGAUGAUGAUGAUGAUGAUGGGGAGGAGGAUGGGGAUGGGGGAGACGGCGAUGAGGGGGCGUGGGGCGGUUGGAGGGCGGGCAUGGCUGGGAGGGGUGACGAGGGCGUGGGCGAGCCGUAG
This is a messenger RNA of Aplosporella prunicola CBS 121167, 1059 nucleotides long. RefSeq lists its product as uncharacterized. The transcript is spliced from 4 exons. NCBI's taxonomy places the organism in Eukaryota, Fungi, Ascomycota, Dothideomycetes, Botryosphaeriales, Aplosporellaceae. Bases 1 to 1059 code for a protein of 352 amino acids. The record is from RefSeq and is a predicted model, not a curated record.